AGUACCACGUCAGCAGUAACAGUGCCACAUCAGAGUGUCACGUCAGCAGUGCCCCGCCACCAUGACGGGCGCAGCUCUGGGCAUGCCAGGCCAACUGGCCAACAAGUCUCUUGCCUACUACAAACAGCGGUUCCAAACUCAGCUCGCUCUGAUCGAGGCUGAGGAACARCGCCAGAUGGCAGCUGAGGCUGCCCGCCUACAUGCUGAAGCAGCGGCAACAGCUGAGAAACAACUUCGGAGUCUGCCUGUCGCCAAGCACGCGUACAUCGGCGCCCUGUUCAUGAACUCAAAGGGCGGAUGCGAGAUCUGGUUAACCCACGUGGCAGCCACCCACAGCGUCGACGUCGCAAAUCUGAGAGACAAGGUCACAUGGGAAGAGUUAACACGGCUGUGGAAGAAGCGGUUCAUCGUCGACGACGCACCAGCACUCGCCAUCAACCGUCUCUUCAUCAUGACUCAAGGCAACACAGCAACACGUGACUGGCUCACGGAAUGGCAGAAGAUCGCGGCAACGCCCGAUCUUGACUUACCAUUUCCGCAUCUGCGCCGUGAGUUCUACAACAGGUCAUGCGCUGCAUUAAGCGAGGCACUUGGUGAUCGCGAGCAGUAUGCAACUUUCAGCGAGAUUAUUGACAAGGCGAGAGAGAUCAUCAAGACCAAUARGGCAGCKGCACACGAGAGGUCAACAUGGCAGCCGACCUAUGUGGAGAAGGUGAAAACUGGUCCGCAACAGCAGCAGGUCGCUGCAGUCCAAUCGGACAACACUGUGGAAGACCCGGCAGCCACCCAAGCGUCACGUGAGGGAGAUCAGGUGGCUGCUGUCCAGCCGCGAAGCAACAUCAACCGGAGUUUGGAGGAGCAUGUGGAACACCUGUGCACCGUUUUGGAGCGGCUACGACAAGCCAAGUACAAAGCCAACCUCGACAGGUGCCAAUUUGCGCGGCAGGAGCUGGAGUACUUGGGACAUUAUGUGACAUCGCAAGGCAUCCGUCCGCUUGCGGACAAGAUCGAGGCCCUACGAGUAUGGCCCGAGCCCACCAACACCACGGACGUUCGUUCAUUCGUAGGAUUGGCGGGCUACUAUCAGCGAUUCAUCACCGGAUACUCGAGGAUUGCUGCACCUAUGACGAGAUUACAAUCGCCAAAGGUGCCAUUCGUAUUUAAUGACGACGCACGUCGGUCAUUCCAAACACUUAAGACGGCUAUGCUCAUGGCACCCGUCCUUAGCAUGUAUGACCCCACCCUGCCUACGAGAGUGACGACUGACGCUUCCGACUAUGGCAAUGGGGCAGUCUUGGAACAGCACGACGGCGACGACUCGCACCCUGUGGAGUAUUUCAGCCACAAAGUGCCUCCCAUCAACUCGCUUGAUGAUGCAAGGAAGGAACUGCUCACAUUCGUCAUGGCUCUCAAGCGAUGGCAGGACUUCCUCCUUGGGCGUCAUAGGUUCAAAUUGGUUACGGACAACAAUCCAUUGACCUACUACAGGACGCAGAAUACGGUGAGCAGCUCGAUCGAACGAUGGAUGUAUUUCAUCGACCAAUUUGACUUCACACCAAAACAUCUUCCCGGCCUCUCCAAUCGCCCAGCAGAUGCACUCUCGCGAAGACCUGAUCUUUGCGCUAUGACACAUCAUGCCUUCGCAUUCGACGAGGAGCUCCAGCGACACUUCAUCAAGGGCUAUGAGUCCGAUCCAAAUUUCGCCACGCUAUACGCGCAGCUAUCUUCGGAUCACCCGCCGGCCAGCCACUAUCGCAUUGCCGAUGGGUACUUGCUCCUGCACUGGCGGGGCAAGGACUUAUUAUGUGUCCCACGCGACCGCCGUCUUCGGACUCGCCUCCUCGACGAGUAUCAUGAUUCGCGACUCGCCGACCAUUUCGGAGUCAACCGCACUAUUGCACGGCUUUGACAGCGAUUCCGAUGGCCCGACCUCAUCACCAACAUCACGAGGUAUUGCGACUCUUGCGA
Molecule: messenger RNA, 1968 nt
Organism: Chara braunii
Lineage: Eukaryota; Viridiplantae; Streptophyta; Charophyceae; Charales; Characeae
Source: the annotation of a GenBank genome assembly